Molecule: messenger RNA, 1880 nt
Organism: Pongo pygmaeus (Bornean orangutan)
Lineage: Eukaryota; Metazoa; Chordata; Mammalia; Primates; Hominidae
Gene: RHBDL1
Product: rhomboid like 1
Exons: 7
Coding region: 459-1850 (463 amino acids)
Cellular component (GO): membrane
Molecular function (GO): serine-type endopeptidase activity
Source: RefSeq, a predicted model, not a curated record
GGGGACAGCAAGCAGUGGUCAGGGAAGGCUUCCUGGAGGAGGUGACAUCCUCACAGGCCUGAGCCCAGGAAGGCUGUGAGAAGGCGAACGGUCUUGCAUGGGGGGUUUUAGGUGCCCCCACUCCUGUGCCUCCAUUUACUAGCGGCUGCCGUGGAGGUAGUCCAAUGUGCUGGAGCUGCGCCAGAGCGGGGGUGGGGGCCGGCGCUGAGACGCGGUGCUAGCUGGAGGCGGUUCCUGUCCGGGGUGUGCGUCCGCGUGCAGUGUGCGCGCGUGUCUUGGCCGCGCGUGGCGGCGUGUGCGGCAGGGGCGGGCAGGCGGGCGACUCGGUGACGCGGCCCAAGCGCGGCGCCGAGCGGAGCGGGCGGAGCGGGCCGGCUGGGGCGGAGCGGAGUCGUCCGCAGAGCAGCCCCUCCCGGCCGCGGCCGCCGACCCCGGACCCCGGCCCCCGGCCAGGCUCUAUGGACAGGAGCUCGCUGCUGCAGCUCAUCCAGGAGCAGCAGCUGGACCCCGAGAACACAGGCUUCAUCGGUGCAGACACCUUCGCUGGCCUGGUGCACAGCCAUGAGCUGCCCCUGGACCCGGCCAAGCUGGACAUGCUGGUGGCCCUGGCUCAGAGCAACGAGCAGGGCCAGGUCUGCUACCAGGAGCUGGUGGACCUGAUCAGCAGCAAGCGCUCCAGCAGUUUCAAGCGGGCCAUUGCUAAUGGACAGCGGGCACUGCCCCGGGACGGGCUGCUGGACGAGCCAGGCCUAGGUGUCUACAAGCGGUUUGUGCGUUACGUGGCCUAUGAGAUCCUGCCUUGUGAGGUGGACCGCCGCUGGUACUUCUACCGUCACCGCAGCUGCCCACCCCCCGUGUUCAUGGCCUCGGUCACCCUUGCCCAGAUCAUCGUGUUCCUGUGCUACGGGGCCCGCCUCAACAAGUGGGUGCUGCAGACCUACCACCCUGAGUACAUGAAGAGCCCCCUCGUGUACCACCCCGGGCACCGCGCCCGCGCCUGGCGCUUCCUCACCUACAUGUUCAUGCACGUUGGGCUGGAGCAGCUGGGGUUCAACGCCCUCCUGCAGCUGAUGAUCGGGGUGCCUCUGGAGAUGGUGCACGGCCUGCUCCGCAUCAGCCUGCUCUACCUGGCAGGCGUGCUGGCAGGCUCCCUAACCGUCUCCAUCACCGACAUGCGGGCCCCGGUGGUGGGAGGCUCCGGCGGGGUCUACGCCCUGUGCUCGGCACACCUGGCCAACGUUGUCAUGGUAACGGGCCUGCCCGGUGGGGGGCGUGGGGAGGGGCCCCAGGUGAGCCUCACCGCUUCUCGUCUGCACACCCCCAUAGAACUGGGCUGGGAUGAGAUGUCCCUACAAGUUGCUGAGGAUGGUGCUGGCCUUGGUGUGCAUGAGCUCCGAGGUGGGCCGGGCCGUGUGGCUGCGCUUCUCCCCGCCGCUGCCCGCCUCGGGCCCACAGCCCAGCUUCAUGGCGCACCUGGCAGGAGCGGUGGUGGGGGUGAGCAUGGGCCUGACCAUCCUGCGGAGUUACGAGGAGCGCCUGCGGGACCAGUGCGGCUGGUGGGUGGUGCUGCUGGCCUACGGCACCUUCCUGCUCUUCGCCGUCUUCUGGAACGUCUUCGCCUACGACCUGCUGGGCGCCCACAUCCCCCCACCGCCCUGACCGGCUACCUGAGGCUGCACAGGCCAGGGCUCGGGCAUGUGGUGGCCGCCCACCUGGGGCCUUCACGUCUGCCCUUUGUGAACGGACGUCUCAGGGCUGCUGUGCCCCUUGGGUGUGGGUGGCCUCAAAGGAGACCCUGUUCCAGCCACCCCCCUACCCCCAGGACUUGCCGUCUGAGCCUUUUUGGAUAAUUAAUAAAUAUUUUACACAGCACCAGGGGC